CAUCAGCGCCACUCUGAAACUAAAACUCAACUCUCUAAAAAUGCUGAGCUGCAGCAGAAGCUUGUUGUCUAAAGCCAUUAGCAAAAACAAAAAAUCGAAAAACAAAAAAAGGCCCAGAAAAUCCAUUUCUAAAAAACGAGCAUAUGAUGAUAUAAAAGUAGUAGUAGAAGAAGAAGAAGAAGAAGAAAUGGAAGAAGAAGAAGAAGGAGAAUUUAGCCUCAAAUCCUCAGCUUCAUCAAACACUCAUGGAGUUCAACCACUCGGAAAUCUUUUCUUCAGCACGAGCUCAGUCAACUCAAGAAAUACUGGCUUAGGUAAUCUCCGAGUGCUUAGUGAUGAACUUGUUCUUGAUAUUUUUGGCCUUCUGGAUGGACCCCAGUUGGGUGUUUUAGCUAUUGUUAGCAAAUCUUUCUAUGUUUUUAGUAACCAUGAACCUCUUUGGAGGAAUCUUGUAUUGGAUAAUCUUAAAGGCGAAUUUUUGUUUAACGGGUUUUGGAAAUCUACUUACGUUGCUUCUUGUUAUCCUUCAUUUGGUGUUCAUAGGAAUGGUUCUUAUGGUGGUUGUUUUAAAGUUAGGGACUUUUUUUCUGAUUACUUGUUUCAAAGUUGGUUAUGUGCUAAUCUUGAAAUGAAACCUGAAUGGCUUGAGCGGGAUAAUAUCGUUAGGAAGAAGGGUAUGUCUGUGGAAGAAUUUGUAUUGAAUUUUGAGGAACUGAAUAAGCCGGUAUUGCUAGAAGGUUGUUUAGAUAAUUGGGAUGCAUUGGAGAAAUGGGAUAGAGAGUAUUUGGUGAAGGUGUGUGAUGAUGUUCGGUUUGCGGUUGGCCCUGUAGAGAUGAAGCUUGAGGAUUAUUUUAGGUAUUCAGACUUAGUGAGGGAAGAAAGGCCAUUGUAUUUGUUUGAUCCAAAAUUUGCGGAGAAAGUUCCGAAGUUGGGUAUGGAGUAUGAGGUUCCAAUGUAUUUUCAAGAGGAUUUGUUUAGUGUUUUGGGCAAUGAGAGGCCAGACUAUAGGUGGGUUAUUAUUGGACCAGCUGGGUCUGGUUCGUCAUUCCACAUUGAUCCUAAUUCAACAUCAGCUUGGAAUGCUAUCAUAAAAGGUUCUAAGAAAUGGGUUUUGUUUCCGCCAGAUGUAGUUCCACCUGGGGUACACCCAAGCCCAGAUGGUUCAGAGGUUGCAUGUCCGGUUUCGAUAAUUGAGUGGUUCAUGAACUUCUAUGGUGCAACAAAGAACUGGAAGAAGAGACCAAUUGAGUGCAUUUGUAAGGCUGGGGAAGUGAUCUUUGUGCCUAAUGGAUGGUGGCAUUUGGUGAUCAACCUGGAGGAGUCCAUCGCUAUCACACAGAAUUAUGUCAGCAGGAGAAAUUUGUUGAAUGUCUUGGAUUUUCUGAAGAGACCAAAUGCUAGCACGCUUGUAUCUGGAACAAGAGAUCGGGUAAAUUUGCAUGACAAGUUCAGAAGUGCUAUCGAAAGUUCUUUCCCUGGAGAUAUUGAUCGGUUGGAGAAAAUAGCAGAGGAAAAAAAGGCUCUAGAGAAAAAGGUUUCCUUCUGGGAUUCAGUAUCAGAUUCCAAGGUGGGUGCCUUCAAGUUCUCUUUUUGAAAGCCCAAUGAAAGCCAUGACACUGCGAUGGCACCAAAUAUUGACUAUAACAAUCUGUUGUCGCUCUAACUCCUUAAAGAGGAAUGAUUUUUGAACAAUUUUGACAUUUAUUUAUUAAUUAUUCACACAAAUUUCACACCAUGACACUCUGCAACUGUUCCUUCAAGUAGAUGUGCACUGUACUUUAUUUGUUUGGCUAUAAUACCAGAGGAUCAACUUACUAGAGUAUAGAUUCUUUGUGACAUGAAACAUCAAAAUUUGUUACAUGAAUCGUUGCACUUGUAACAUUGA
Pistacia vera is the source of this 1885-nucleotide messenger RNA. Its product is annotated as F-box protein At5g06550. Gene Ontology annotation, molecular function: protein binding; cis-regulatory region sequence-specific DNA binding. The coding region runs from base 41 to 1594 and encodes 517 amino acids. The record is from RefSeq and is a predicted model, not a curated record. Gene Ontology annotation, cellular component: nucleus. Lineage: Eukaryota; Viridiplantae; Streptophyta; Magnoliopsida; Sapindales; Anacardiaceae. The transcript has 2 exons.